Molecule: messenger RNA, 383 nt
Organism: Ambispora leptoticha
Lineage: Eukaryota; Fungi; Glomeromycota; Glomeromycetes; Archaeosporales; Ambisporaceae
Source: the annotation of a GenBank genome assembly
CCCAUCCCGCAAAUAGGAAUAUAAUACACGUGCAACAACAGACUACGCGUGACGCGCAAUUACUUUAUUUUACGAAAAAAUGCCUCGAAGGUGAUACUGAUACAAGUAAUAAAAUUUGUAAAUACAUUGCUAUUAUACAGAAAAUUAUUCUUCGGAGGAAAGAGGAGGGUAAAUUUGUCGAAGAUGAAAGUUAUUGGAGCGGACCGGGAGAUGGGGUUCCUAGCUCUAGAUUCGAGAUCAGAGACCUUAUUGUUCUUGGAAAUUUCGAUUACAAAAAUUACAUUCCCAUGUUGACUGUUACGGAAACGAAGGUUGAGGCUGAUAAUAUCAUCAUUAUUGGUGUCAGUCAUGUUGCGUAUUCUGUUAAGAGAAAAGAUCUAUAG